AUGACAGAUAUUCACGACGAACUUAAUAAAUUAUCAAUAAAACAGACUAUAAAAGAUGCUGCUGGUAUUUUUUCUUUUGGUGCCGAUAGAGCCAAAGAUGCUGCAAUUGACGCAAAACUUGGUGGUCUGGCUGAUGCUGUUGGUGAUUUACAAGACGGUUUAAAUAAUGUUAACAACAAAAUAGAUGCCCAAGGUAAAGUUUUGGCAGGUGCCAUUGACGGGGUUAAAUCCAAAUUGGAAGGAGCCUUAAAACAACAAGGGGAAAAGUUCGACCAAGACAUUAAAAACCUAGACGCAAAAAUAGCCACAGCCCAAGGGGAAAAUCUCCGCAAAUUUGAGGAACAAAAACGAGCUAUGAAAGCUCAGAAACAGGAGUUAGAAUCCAAAAUCCAAGAAGUCACGGAAAAUCUUACUCGGGCUCAAAACCAACUCCGCAAAGAACUCCAAGACUUCCGCAAUGAACAAACCACAGAAACUCAACAAGCCUUUGAAGACACCCAAGCUGAAUAUGAACGAAGAACCAAAAUAAUCGAAGCCCAAAUUGAAGACAAUCAAGAAACUAUUGAGGAAUUUAAUGAACAAUUAACCAAUGUUCGCAAUGAACAAGCCAAACAAAGAGUCCAACAAGAAGAAAUUUUGGAAGAAUUACAAGAAACCAACGACAUUCUUUUUGCUCAACAAAGAAAACUUAACCUCGUUGCCGAACAAAUGAACGAUAUCCAAGAAGAAGUCCACGAACGAAUGGAUAAACUUUCGCAAAAGUUAGAUGACCGCAUAAACGAAACUCUAACUAUCGCCCAAAACACCAAUCAAAAACUUGAUAAACUAACCGAAGAAAACCCGCCGAAAGAGACUGAAAAGUCGGUGUCAAAACUGGCACCGUUGGCAAAGACUUCCCAAAAACCGAGGGAUAUAUGCUUGCUCCUAAUAGUUGAUGAGAAAGAAACUAUACCGGAGACCAAAAUUAAAGGAGAACAUGAAUCAGCCCCGUUAACUAAGGAAGACCAGAGAAAGGAAGAACAGGCUCAACCUAACGAACAAAAUACCGAAGCAGCCGGAGAAGAAACUAAGCAGUCCGAUAAUGUUUUAGAAGAAAUCGAAAAAUUAAAGACCGAAACCUUAACAAGAUUACAAACUAUUCAACAAGAAAUUAGCACUGGUUUAGAAGAGAUAGAAAGUUCACCAACUAAAUCAAAGCCCCCUAAACCAUCAACUAUUACUGCUAGUCAAGUACUCCAAGCCCAAAGUAAAGUCAAAAUUAAACAAAAAGCCCUCCAAAGACAAAAGGAAGAAGAAAAAAAAGCUAAGCAACAAGCCCAAGCCCAACCAACUAAACAAAAUCAAAAACAACUUCAAGAAGAAGAAAAAGAAACUAAGCAAGCCGAAAAGGAAUUAAACCAAGCCCAAACCGAACUAGAACACUUAGAAAAAAAGUUAGAAUUUGAAGAAACCUUAGAAGCAAAAGAGCAAGAGUUAGAAGAAAACCAGUCCGAAGAACUGCAACAACAAUGGUCUACUGUCCAAGCCCUUAGUCAGCAAGCAUUACAGGAAAAUCAAGACCAAGAAAAAUCCGAAGAAACCAAGGAAGAAGAAUUAGACAAAAAACUGGAAGAGCUAACCCAGCAAUUAAAAGAAAUGGAACAGACGGCUGCCGCCAGUCAAAAAACCAUGACCAUGUUUAUGCUAUUCUUAAUAAUUUUCCUCUUAGAAUAUGUGGUUUAUAAACGAAAUGGUUUACCGGGCUUAGUUAUUCUCAAUAUAACUCUCGCGAUUGCUUAUUAUCACCGCGAUACUUUAAAAGAAUAUUCCGAAUUAUGA
Paraglomus brasilianum is the source of this 1818-nucleotide messenger RNA. Lineage: Eukaryota; Fungi; Glomeromycota; Glomeromycetes; Paraglomerales; Paraglomeraceae. The record is from the annotation of a GenBank genome assembly.